CACGCUUCCUCCGUAGACUUCCUGUUUUUCAUGACCCCGUCCUUCAUAGAACCCAAUUGCUCUGUAUUUUACCGAAAUUAGUCUGUCUACAAUGGCGAAGCUCAGCAAAGAGACCAAACAGCGACUGCAGACGGUGUUCCAAGCCGGACAGUUUGUAAUCCGGUGGGGUUUCAUCCCCACGGUGCUCUACCUAGGUUUCAAGAGAGGGGGUGAUCCUGGUAUGCCUGAACCCAACAUCCUGAGUUUGCUGUGGGGCUGAGGUCCAUCCUGUCUUCUGACCAUUCCUAUUGCUUAUUUUAGUCCCAGCUGUCAUCAGAGAUUUGGACACCAUCUCGCCCUCACCGAUUUUUAUGUGGUACAAUUAUCAUAGAUGUUGGAAUCAUCAUUGUCACUGGAGCAUUUAUUUUCUUGUAUUUAAUAUGGUAAUUACGGUCCACAUAAAUGGAAAGACCUGCUGGGUCAGACACUUAAAGCUCUGACAUUUCUCUCACUCUGAAGUUCCAAAUGGAUGUCUUAUUUUUAAUCAGCUUUACUGCUGUGUGACACCUUUUUCCUGUUCUUUGGAAAUAUCCAAACCCAUUUUGUCUUUUCAUUUGUUCAUGGAUCUGUAUGUCUCUGUUAAACCUUCCUUUGUAACAAGACUGUCCAUUUCUUCGAAGAGAAGCUGAAUUUUUGUCUAUAAAUCACCUUUGCCCUGAAA
This is a messenger RNA of Esox lucius (northern pike), 700 nucleotides long. It is a transcript of the gene tomm7, whose product is annotated as translocase of outer mitochondrial membrane 7 homolog (yeast). The coding region runs from base 92 to 259 and encodes 55 amino acids. The transcript is spliced from 3 exons. Gene Ontology annotation, cellular component: mitochondrial outer membrane translocase complex. The record is from RefSeq and is a predicted model, not a curated record. NCBI's taxonomy places the organism in Eukaryota, Metazoa, Chordata, Actinopteri, Esociformes, Esocidae. Gene Ontology annotation, biological process: protein import into mitochondrial matrix.